Messenger RNA from Lates calcarifer (barramundi perch), 971 nucleotides. Its product is annotated as liver-expressed antimicrobial peptide 2. Bases 188 to 427 code for a protein of 79 amino acids. The record is from RefSeq and is a predicted model, not a curated record. Lineage: Eukaryota; Metazoa; Chordata; Actinopteri; Centropomidae. Gene Ontology annotation, biological process: antimicrobial humoral immune response mediated by antimicrobial peptide; defense response to bacterium. The transcript has 3 exons.
UCGAGGUCAGGUACUCUGCCAAAUCUCAGCCUUAGUCUUUAAGGUAGCAAACUGGCAAAUUAAUCUUUAUUAUCUGUCAGAGGCUAACUCCUCCCCAACCCAAUUAAAGCCUUUAAUACAAGUGGCAUGAGACCACACACCAGCCUCACUGCAGAACAACAUCUCUCUUGAAUUUGCUGCAACCAGCAUGGGGACUCUUCAGGAAAAAAUCCUCAUUCUUUCGAUUCUUCUGACUUUGAUCUGUGCCAUUCAGGUCAAUUCACUGCCUCUGCCUGAAGACUGGAAUGGUUUGAUCCAGCGGACCAAAAGAUCACUACUGUGGCGUUGGAACAGCAUGAAGCCUGUUGGUGCCAGCUGCAGAGAUCACUUGGAGUGCGGCACAAAAUACUGCAGGAAAAAUAUCUGUUCCUUCUGGAUAUCCACCUAAAAAAGACAAAUACAAAAACAGGAAAAAUCCAUCAUGGUGACUGUCUACAAAACAAACAUCUACGGACCUUAUGGAACAGAAGCGACUUGUCUCAAAAUUUAAGCCUGUAUGAAGUGAUUGCUCUGAUAUUCUGGAUUGAGUUGGCGACAUGUCGGAUGCUUAUCAGUUAAAAGUAUCUUGAUAUGGCACUGCACUGCUACAAAACAAAGCUGUAAAAGCUGGAUUCACAUAAACAGUAAAAUGGCUCCAUCUACAGUGAUACUGAUUUUUAACAUUUGAUUUCUUUAAAAAUCUGGCAGAACAUCAGACAGGAUGUAUACAUCUGAACAUCUUUUUGAUAAGAAAAUACAAAUAUUCACGCAAAGUUUACGAGGUGCUCUGAGUUUAUUGGUUCAUGUUAUUAUUAUAUAUUUAUUUGUACAUAUUGUAAGCCAUGUAAAUAUUCAAAUAUACUUUACAUUUUUUUAUAAGAGGUUGUUUUGCCCAAAUUCUGUUUGUCUUUAACUGUAAAACAAAUUCAAAACAAAUUAAAAUAUCCCUCACA